GACAGGUUUGCUGUCCGCUGUCAUUGUGAAAUUGUCAUCCGCGAAAAUCGAAAUUGCGUUUCGCGAAAUUGUGGAUUAGAUAUUUAAAAAAUGUAAAUUAUCCAGAGUUUUCGGUUUGAAUUUGAUUUAAUAUCAGUUAAACAUGUCAAGUGACUCCAAGUUAUAUUUUGAUAUCAGAGAAGACCAGUGGCCUCUGGUUUAUGACGAUAACUAUAAUGUAUCGUUUAUGGGUUUAGAAAGGUUUCAUGUAUUCGAUGCAAAGAAAUGGCGCAACAUAAUCCAGUACUUGAAAGAAGCUGAACUGAUAACAGAUGACCACUUAGUGAGACCACUUGAAGCUACAAAGAGUGAUCUACAAUUAGUCCACACUAGGAGAUAUCUAAAAUCACUAAAAUGGAGUCCAAAAGUAGCUGUGAUAGCAGAAGUUCCAGUGAUUGCAUUAGUUCCAAAUAUACUGGUGCAGUAUGCAUACUUGAAGCCUAUGAGGCUACAAACUGGCGGUUCUGUGUUAGCUGGUAAGUUGGCAUUAGAGCGAGGCUGGGCUAUCAACGUAGGAGGUGGCUUCCACCACUGCAGUGGUGACAAGGGAGGUGGAUUCUGUCCGUAUGCAGAUAUUACCCUGCUCAUCCGUUUCCUAGUCAUACACCAUUUGAUACAGAACGCUAUGAUUGUGGACUUGGAUGCUCAUCAGGGAAAUGGCUACGAACGUGACUUCCUAGGUGUACCAGAAGUGUACAUAAUGGACAUGUACAACAAGCACAUAUAUCCGAAUGACAAAGAGGCCAAACGGGCGAUUAGGAAGAAGGUGGAACUCGGUAACAAAGUUGAAGAUAUGGAGUACAUGCUCAAGUUAAGACAGAAUUUAAAAGAAGCUUUGAAGGAGUUCAAGCCAGAUAUUUUGAUAUACAACGCCGGGACCGACAUACUGGAUUCAGAUCCACUUGGCCACUUGAGAAUUAGUGAAUUUGGUAUAGUAAAAAGAGACGAAUUCGUUUUCGAAAUGUGUAAGGCGAGAAGUAUUCCUAUUGUAAUGCUGACAAGUGGAGGGUAUUUGAGAAAAACUGCCAAAAUCAUAGCAGACUCCAUCAUGAACUUACAUCGUAAAGGACUCAUCCAAGGAUAAACAAGGGAAGGUAUCACGUGAUCAACAACCAAUCAGGUUUGAGGAAUAUGACGCGAUAUAAAAUAUCUCAUUUUUGUCAUUGUUCGUUACUCUACUCUGCUUGUAAGGUAAUUUUAAUAACUUUGUUAUUGAUAAUAUUCUUUUGAAUUGUUAUUAUAAGUGGUGGGAGGGCGAAUCUGAUUUAAAAAGAACUAGUAAGUACUCAAGAAAUUGUAUUUGCUUUAAUGAUAUUACUUAAAUCUUUGAUGCUUAAUGACUUUCUACCUUGUUACCUAAGUAAUAAGGGUGUCACUCAAAUGUAAACAUUGCCAGUAUAGGAGAUAAUAUUUAUCGAGUUUCAUCCUCGUUAAACCUUUCCUGUGAAUAUUAUGAGAGGUAUCGCUUCUCGUGGAGACACCAGAACUUGGAACUAUUCUAAUGUGUCAAAAUAGAUUAAUGGAGUUUCAACUUUAUUUGAAAAACAUCAAGGUUAGAAUUCUAUUAACAAUGUGGCGUUACUAAGCUGUAGGAUAAAGCUAAACUUCCUAAUAAGCUAAAAGGAGACAAGCCACAAUAAACGCAAAAACUUAUUAAAAUAUCUAAUUAAGACAUUAAUCCAGUAUUUUAUUACUACUAGCAGUAGAAAAUUCUAGAAUUAAAUUCUACAAGUGAUAUUAUAAAGACACACUUUAACUUCGAUCUCAUUGUGCCAAUUAAAUUAUUAUUUAUUAAUAUAAGCAAAUUAAAUUUGCGAUUUUUAGUACUCAUAGUACAUUUAGUUUUGUAGUAGAUACAUACAUAUAUUUAUAAUUAUAGUUUUAUAUUUACCUGUAUUAAUUAAUCUUUAAUAAUGUGAUCAAUAUAAAGUAUUUAUUACACAAUAGUAUAAUGCUUGAAGAUUAUUUUUUCAAAUAAAUACUAUUUUUCUCG
This is a messenger RNA of Spodoptera frugiperda (fall armyworm), 2032 nucleotides long. It is a transcript of the gene HDAC11, whose product is annotated as histone deacetylase 11. The transcript has 8 exons. Gene Ontology annotation, molecular function: histone deacetylase activity. The record is from RefSeq and is a predicted model, not a curated record. The coding region runs from base 143 to 1123 and encodes 326 amino acids. NCBI's taxonomy places the organism in Eukaryota, Metazoa, Arthropoda, Insecta, Lepidoptera, Noctuidae.